Molecule: messenger RNA, 1686 nt
Organism: Candidula unifasciata
Lineage: Eukaryota; Metazoa; Mollusca; Gastropoda; Stylommatophora; Geomitridae
Source: the annotation of a GenBank genome assembly
AUGGACAGUUUAAAGAACUAUGGCAGUGAAUCCGAAGAGGAGACAGCAGAAGACACAAUACUGGAUUCAUCGGAAAAAUUUGAUACACUAACCUUGAACUUCUUGGGCUUGGAGAAACCAAGACAAACAAAAUCAAAUGUCUUCAAAAUUUCACAGACUUUAGGGGCCCAACCAGAAAUUAGGAAGGUGCAGACAAACUGGGGUGAGGUAGACAUUCCAGAUGGUGACUUUUGGACAGACUUUGAACCAGACAGCACUAACAUAAACCCAACACAUACAAUUAAUAACUCUGGUUGUCACACAACUGUUAUUUCCAAAAGUUGUGUGAUAGCAACAAAUUCACAAUCAUUGCACACCUCUAAUUCACCGUGGACUCAGAAUAUUUUGCAGUACCCAAAUUCAUACCAGUCCCAGAAUGCAUUACAGCUACAUUCAUUAAAAAGAGACAUUUAUUGCAGUAAUAGUUCUGACGAAAGAGAAGUUGGUUUCAGUCGUAAUAAACGUGCACGACUUUCUGACCAGAGAUCAAGGUUUUCUCAUGACUGUCCACAUCCUUUAGGUGACCACACCCCAGAGAGACAAGGACUUUCAUUCUCGUCCAAAGACCAUCACAGCCACCAGAAUCUGCGUGAAGAGCUUCGUGAUAACUCCUUGCAAAGCCAGCCUGAACCUAAGGAGAAGAGGAAAUUGUUUUACAUACAUAGUAAAGUGGCUCCAUAUGUGAAUUUAACACCGACAAACAAGUGUGCAAACAGGCGUCUCAGCUCCUGGACAGCUCAUGAUGGGGUUAUUAAUAGACUGGCCUGGAACAUUCCAAGUUUCAGCCAUCUGCUGGUUACUGCAGGGAUGGAUACUUCUGUGAAGGUGUGGAAUGUGUGGUCCAGUCUUGACCCCUGCGUGGCCAGACUGUCGAGUCACAAGAAGGCAGUGAAGCAUGUGGAAUGGUGUCACACAGGGAGGAAAGUCCUGUCCUGCAGCUGUGACAGGACAGCACAGGUCACUGACAUCGAGACAGCCAAGAUUUUAGGGACGUAUGAACACAUGGGUUUUGUCACGGCGGGUCAGAUUCAUCCAUCCAACCCAAACCUGUUUGUGACCGGGACAGAUAACUUGGUUGUCAAGUGGGACAUGAGGACUCCCCAAGCUCCGGUGAAACAUUUCUCUUACAAGGACAAAUUUGGACAGGUUCAGGACCUUCUGUUCAUCAACAACGGUCAAGAAUUCGUCUCCUGUUCUGACCUAGUUUCACGGGACUGCGCCGACAGAACUGUCAUGGUUUGGGAUCUGAGAAUGGGGACUGUACUCUCCAAUCAGAUCUAUCAGGAGCUGUACGUAUGCACAAGAUUGAAGACUAACCCCAACAGCUCACAAUUCCUGGCUCAGUCUCAUGCUGGCUAUGUGGCUUUGUUCUCCACCACCCCACCGUACAAAAUGGACAAGUCCAAACGAUACGAGGGUCACAAGAUUGAAGGACACUGCAUAGGAUUUGACAUUAGUCCGGAUGGAACUCUGGUCUAUAGUGGCAGCGCUGGGAAUGAUGUGCACUGCUAUCACCAGAACAGUGGCAAGUUGUUGCGGAAGUUGUCCUGCAAAAAUGACAUUGUCACAGAUGUUGCUUGUCACCCGGUUCUUCCAUCAUGCCUGGCUUCUUGUACGUGGGGUGGGUCUGUCAGUUUGUGGAUGUGA